Molecule: messenger RNA, 2829 nt
Organism: Anopheles nili
Lineage: Eukaryota; Metazoa; Arthropoda; Insecta; Diptera; Culicidae
Gene: IntS4
Product: integrator complex subunit 4
Exons: 4
Coding region: 1-2823 (940 amino acids)
Biological process (GO): snRNA processing
Cellular component (GO): integrator complex
Source: RefSeq, a predicted model, not a curated record
AUGGCUUUAGCUGUUAAACGAUCAAUCUCUGAAAUAUCUUCAUUGUCGGAGCAGGUACCGAUUGUCCCACAUAUCCCCAGUCAUCGGCUGUACAAACGGAUUCGGCGUAAUGCAUGCAAAUCGAGCGGAACGCUUGCGUCCAUUCUGGGAUACGUUAAUAUGCUAGAAGAUGCGUCUAGUAACGAGGCACUUCAAGUUCUCCUCAAAAUUACAGACUCGAUACAUUUCGACGAAAGUGAAUUUCCUGAGGCAAUCCGUAAGCUCGUCGAACAUUUUCAACGCGAACCCGAGUCCGCGGUUCGGGUGAAAAUACUAUCACUGUUUGCGGAUCUAGCCACUGAAACCAGCAUCGACGCACAGCAGCUGAUUGAUGAGGUGAUCAAGCUGCUCAAGGCGGAGACCUCGGCCAAAGUCAUAUCGCAAGGCUUGAUCGUGCUGGAAAAGAUCGGCAAAUCCUUCAACCCGUCCGUGUCGUACAUUAACCAAAUGGUUUUCUUUGCCAAGGUAAAACUAUUCUCACCCAGCCAUAACGUCCAAAGACACGCCAUACUCCUGUUGGGUGUGUUUGUGCUUGUGUCCGACGCCGAAAAGGAGAGCCUCGAACUGAUUGGGAAGUAUACGGAUUCUUCUGAUGCACGCGUGCGAGCUCAAGCAUUCCGUUCCAUGCUGACUUUGGGUGAACGAGGUGUGCAACUUCCUCCGUCCCUGUAUUCGCGAGCCUGCGCGUCCCUUACAGACGAUUACGAGUGUGUACGGAGAGAGGCUUUGAAUAUGGUGUUCGAAUUGGGCGUGCGCCAUCCAGAGGAGUUGAUAAAGGUGCAAGACUCGGAACAGGAGGUUCGCAUGAUAGAUGAUGCGUUCGGGAAGGUGUGUUCGGCCAUUUGCGACCUUUCGAUGAACAUCCGUACAUUGGCUGCGGAACUUCUCGGUGGCAUGACGAUGGUGAGCGAUGAGUUUCUUCAUCAAACGCUGGACAAAAAGCUGAUGAGCAAUAUGCGCAAGAAAAGAAGCCUUCACGAACGUAGCGCUGCCCAUUUCGCGAGUGGCGAGUGGUCCAGUGGGAAGAAAUGGGCCGAUGACGCACCGAAAGAGAUCAUCAGUGCGGAUUCGGUUUCUCUCAUGGCAUCGGGAGCGUGUGGUGCGCUAGUUCAAGGAUUGGAAGAUGAGUUUCUAGAGGUACGAACCGCCUCAGUAAAUUCCAUGUGCAAGCUUGCCCUCAAAAACCCGCUGUUUGCGGUGACUUCCCUUGAUUUUUUGGUCGACAUGUUUAACGAUGAAAUCGAGGAGGUACGUCUGCGAGCCAUAUACAGUCUGACCUCAAUAUCCAGGCAUAUUAUUCUACGAGAAGAUCAACUUGAAACGAUGCUCAGUUCGUUGGAGGACUACUCCGUAGAAGUUCGUGAAGGUCUCCACCUGAUGUUGGGAGCAUGUAAAGUCUCCACGAAAGCCUGCCUUACGCUCGUUGUGCAGAAGGUAUUAGACGUGCUUUUGAAGUACCCGGAAGAUCGCCUAUCGACGUUCGGAUGCAUGCAGCGUGUUGGUCAGAAGCACCCAGAGAUCUGCAUGUCCAUCACCCCUCAGCUGCUACAGGAUCAUCCGUUUUUCGACAGUGCCGAGCGCGAUGUGGAGGAUCCGGCGUACGUUUGCGUGCUAAUCAUGCUGUUCAACGCGGCCCAGUAUCUUCCGGCCAUGCUAAGUUUGUUCCCCGAAACGACUAUUAAACAUUAUGCGUACCUUCGGGAUACGAUGCCUAACUUUGUGCCCCGCUUAGCUGUUGGAGGUGAUACGAAGGAGCUGAACCUCAUUGGAUCUACCGGUUCUAGGCAGUUCCUUGAGACACUGCUCAGUAACAUUCAGCGGGCCUACUCUGCUCCUCAAGCGCGGCAGGCGCUGUUGAAAGCGGCCCAGGACGACCUAGAUCGUUUGGCGGAGAUCGAUCCAACGUUUUCAGGAACGGCCAACUUCACGUCCGUAUUUUUCGGAGCACAGUUGCAGAUGGAGCAACUUCAACUGGCUGCAACGGGGCACUCGAUUAAGGCUCCUAUCAAGGAGUGCCUAAUGCUAUUGAUCAAGAAGUGCCUCAUGCUGCAGCAUUUUUUUUCGAACCUCACCAUCGAUGAUCAGCUGCUGGUGAAGCAGAUGUGCCUCCGGGCCAGUGCUCUUAAUCUGGUAUUGAUAGUGAAAGACCGGUCACAGAGCGCCCUCGGGCCAUGCCAACUGUUACUUCACAUUGCCAGCGAUGCGAGUAGUUUUCUGCAAGAGAACACGUUGCUCGUUGCCGACACGUUCACUAGCGCUAUUCUGAACAAGCUAGCAUCUGUGGGCGAUCCGAAACCGGGGCGGGUAUAUCGAGAAAUUCUACCGAUUGUACAAACGGCCGCCCCGAUUGUCAUACCACAGAUCAACACGAACAUAAAAAUGUGCAAGGCUCGCAUCAUCGAACCCACCGAAUCGUCCUACAGUGCCGAUAACGUCAUCAAGGUAACGGCCGGGCUCAUUGCAGCGGUUCCUUUCGUGGCGGAACUGGAGAAUCUUCAACAGACCCAACGACAGGAUUUGCGCCUGAAAAUCAAGUACCCUGAUCAGAACGUUCACAUUAUCGUACCGCGUAAACGGGACCUCAAAAAGGUUAUGACGGAGCAAGGUGAAAGUGAGUCACAGUGGCGACUUAGAACGAAAGUUCUGCUUUCUCAUGGCGUCUGGACGGAGGCAUCUACUGUGGAGAUCACUAUAUGUCUCUCAGUCAAGCCAAACAAUGAAUUAGAGCUAUGCAAACCGGUAAAGGUACAUUUUGCUCCAAAACCGGUUAAAAGAGGCUUAUAAAUUGUA